Molecule: messenger RNA, 1757 nt
Organism: Acanthopagrus latus (yellowfin seabream)
Lineage: Eukaryota; Metazoa; Chordata; Actinopteri; Spariformes; Sparidae
Product: chemokine-like protein TAFA-5
Exons: 3
Coding region: 621-1022 (133 amino acids)
Biological process (GO): G protein-coupled receptor signaling pathway
Molecular function (GO): G protein-coupled receptor binding; receptor ligand activity
Source: RefSeq, a predicted model, not a curated record
AUCACAGUGGACCUGGAGGCAGCAGCUGCACCUCCUCCUCCUUCACUCUGCUCUCCUCUCCACCGGGCACCGAGCAGCCAGUACCGGAGGGGAAACGUGCAACAUGCCCGCUGAGCAGCUCCAGCUGGGCCCGGUGUCGGUUUUUCCACUUGUGGAGGGAUUUACGCGGACAAGCGGACGGAGACUCCUGGUGGAUGCGAGGUGCAGAGAGCUGUAAGUUGCAGGCGGUACACUGGAAAACUUGAUCUUCAGAGCAGAUUUUGAGUUACGAUGAACAUGCUGUGGUGGAGGGGAUCAGCCCGGGCAUCUGCUGCUGCUGCUGCUGCCCGCCGCCGCUGCGCACCGUGACGCGCCGGGGAGCGCGGCGAGGACCCAGGUGGCUUCACCCGGAGAGUCCAGGCAGAAACAAAAACAUCUGUGCAGCGAUAAAAUCUCCUCCGCUGUGGAUUUGUCACUUCUGGCUAUUGUGUGGUUUCAUAUCCCGGAGAUGCCACCCGUAUCUCGGCUCCAUCCUCCUCUGGGUCGGAUCGGGAUGGAUGAGGCUCAGUGAGGAGGCUACAGCCGGCGGAUAAUCACAGUUUGGACUUUCUUGCUCCCCGAGCGGCUCGCGGCUCUCCCUCAUGCAGCUCCUCCGGCUGGCCUGGGCUCUGACUGCCGCCGCGGUCUGCUUCCUGCUCCUCCUGCUCCUCCACAACGAGAUCCUGAGAGAAGGUCAGCUGGCGGCAGGGACCUGUGAGAUCGUCACUCUGGACCGGGACAGCAGCCAGCCGAGGAGGACCAUCGCCCGUCAGACAGCCCGCUGCGCCUGCAGGAAGGGACAGAUCGCCGGGACGACACGAGCCAGACCGGCCUGCGUUGACGAUUCGUCUUCAGAUAGAUGUUUCCUCACAUCAGCAAUGAUUUCCUGUGGUCAGGAUGAAGGACACACGAUCCCACAUCAUCACAUCAAACAGGAUGUGAUGAAGAUUGCGUUUUCGCCUCAUCAGCAGAAAAACUUCAUCUUGUCCACUGAAAAGGUUUGAGCUCUGACUGAACUCUACUGUCGGACUGCAAGGUGGAGAGGUGUCUAUACUAUGUUCAUCUGAAGUGACCUUUUAAAUCCAAGCAGACAGAUUCAAGCUAAUUUCCAGAGGGAAAGUCUGCUUUUACCUACAAUAAACAGUGUUGACAGAGCUAAAGGAUGGCAGAUUCUCCCCACUUCCAGCUUUUUGUUGUACGUUCUUUUUUUUUUUUUCUUAUUUAAUUCAGAAAAGAUGUUGCCUCACAAAUCUUACAGAGGGAUAGUUUGCGGGCCGGGACUGAACAGGUUAAAGCUUGUGUUGUUGGAGCUGAAUUAAAGUUCGUGUUGUCAGUGAUCGGAGCUGUUUGAACGUGCUCUGCUGCUCUGGGAGGAUAUUUUCAGCUGCAGACUCGAUGUGAGAACGCUGCUGAUGGCUGCGACCUGUUUUCCGAGCUCAGAGACUCAUCAGCAGCUUCCUGUUUUUUCCUCCCUGAACAUCUCAGAAAAAGGAAAACCAAACCUGCACAAACUCGCAGUGACCUCCUGUUGGCGGUGGAUGACCCGGAGGUGCUGCCGGUUGUUAAGCAAGGGGGAUGUUGGGCUAAAAACUCUAGAGCUGAAAAGGGAAAAAACUCCAUGUUUUACAUAGACCGUAGCUAAUAAAUAUUGAGGCAAUAUGUGGACAAAAGUAUGUGGACAGCCAGUCGUUCUCUUCAUAUGGAAUACUUUUGUGGAAAUAUACAUUCUCUUGGUGAUA